AUGUACCUCAGAUACCUCGUCCUCACUGCCCUCCAGGGGACAUGGCUAGAUGCCAUGGGCCAGACCACCGUGACUCAGAAAGACGGUCUAGUCACAGUGGAGGAGAGAGGCACUUUCCAGACCACCUGCAACUAUCAGACGUCUAGAUUUUAUGGCUUUUUCUGGUACCAGCAGAGGAGAGGUCAAGCUCCACAGCUGAUCUUGUAUCAGGCAAGAGAUGGCCCCAAGGAGAGUGGCCGAUUCACCGCAUUGCUGAAACGUCAUUGGAAAUUGAGUGUGGUGCGACUGGAGGAAGUCCAGGUCUCUGACACUGCCUUAUACCUCUGUGCUGUGCAAGACACCCUGGUGCGGGAAGCUUCCUUGGCUGUGCAAAAAGCUGAGAGCAGCCUUGAUGAUACCGCGCCAAGGUACCGCUCUGGCCCGGCAGACCACGACACCGGCACCGACACCAAUAACGGGGCCGGCGCCGGGCCAGGGCGCAGCCCCGGGGCGGAGCUGGCGGCGGCGGCCGAGAGGAGGCGGCGGCGCCGCAGCAGAGUCGCUGCUGCAGCUGCUGGCAAAGCCCAGAUCCAGCAGGAGCCAUCGGCAGAGACCACUGAGGGCAAAGCCGUCAACAUCACCUGCUCACACCCCAACAUUCAGUCCUACGACUACAUCCAGUGGUACUGCCAGCUCCCAGGACGAGGUCCGACAUUCAUCGGGAGCACUUUAAAAGACUCCAAGGCUGUGUCGGAGCCGGCAGGGACUCUGCUUGUGGGUGCAGACCGUCGCUCCAGUGCCUUGCAUCUCUCCCAGCCCCGCUGGCGGGACGCUGCCUUGUAUUACUGUGCUGUGAGAGACACA
This is a messenger RNA of Tinamus guttatus (white-throated tinamou), 843 nucleotides long. Lineage: Eukaryota; Metazoa; Chordata; Aves; Tinamiformes; Tinamidae. The record is from RefSeq and is a predicted model, not a curated record.